AUGAUCCGCUACCCGCAGCACAGACCGGAAGGUCUCGUGGUGGACUCAACCGGAAAAGUCGAGCUUUCCAACUUGAUGUCCGUUUGGGCGAGAGCCGAAGGCUUAACGGAAACCCACAUCUUGGACACUGUCGAGGCGCACAAGUGGCAAGACACGGAAACGCUGACGCCACGCUACUCGUUGCUCGGAGAAGACGGCUCCUUCCAGAUUCGCGUCCAUAAUUCUCGGAAGGAGUCGGAGCAGCGCAAAAGUAUGCCGUCGAAACCCAGGAGCACUUGGCUCGUCAAGUCGGAGGGCGACGAAGACAGGAGAAGGAAGGGCAAGUUCACGAGAGUGAAGUCAGAGAUCAAGGGAAAGAAAAACGCGGAGGAUCCCGAAGCCUGGGACUCUGAGGGUCAGAAAGAGGAUGACGAAUUCUGGACGGACUGGGCGAAGAAGGAGACUGCAGAUGAAUGA
This is a messenger RNA of Symbiodinium sp. CCMP2592, 456 nucleotides long. The record is from the annotation of a GenBank genome assembly. Lineage: Eukaryota; Dinophyceae; Suessiales; Symbiodiniaceae.